CCCUGGCUAUACUGGUGUUAAAACUACAUAGGGAGCACAGCUAUUUGAAGACUCAGAUGAGCAUGGAAACAGAAGAUGAUUUUUAUCAGUCAGAGGAAGACCUGGAUGAAGAUGAGGCAACACAAUAUAUUAUUGAACAAAGUCUAAUUCAGUAUAGAAAACUAAAAGGAUUAAAUCCAAGUGAUCUGAAACCCUGUGAAGACCCUGAUGAGAUUUUUAAAGCAAUCAAGGAGGGUGAUGAGGAUGCCCUGAACAGACUUGCAGCCCAACCAGAGACUCAGUCCAGAGUUGAUGAACGAGGAUGGAUCCCGCUGCAUGAGGCUGCAGUGCAGCAGAAUAAGAAGACAUUAGAGAUUAUCUUUUCAGCAUCACCCCCGGGUGCAGCCCAGUGUCGCACUCUAAAGGGUGAGACGCCGCUGUUUUUAGCUGUGGUCCACGGGCUCAGAGAGAACGCUACAUUCCUUUUACAGAAUGGUAGUAACCCAGACCUCCAGAAUGAUGAGCAGGAUUCUCCAUUAGUGGCAGCUAUUCUAAAUGAUCAGUAUGAUUUGGCCACGCUGUUGCUUCGUUACAGUGCCAAAAUAGACCAAACAGGACCACUGAACAGGACGGCUCUACAUGAGUGCGCUUUUUUAGGUUUGGAGAAUUUUGUGCAUCUGCUCUUAGAGUCUGGUGCCAACCCAAACGCAUGUGACAUUAAAAAGAAAACUCCACUGGCUCUGGCUGCACAGAAUGGACAUCUGAAUGUAGUGGAGGUUCUGUUACAGAAAGGAGCACAUGUGUGGUGUGAAUCAGAAUCGGGUACUAUUUUGUUUGAUGCAGCAGCAUCAGGAAACCCUGACGUAAUCUCCCUGCUGCUGGAACAUGGUGCAGAUCCAAAUGUACCCCUUUAUAGUGGGCACCUGCCAAUUCAUCGAGUGGCAUACCAUGGACACAGACUGGCACUGGAACACCUCAUCCCAGUGACUAAGCUGCAUGCUGUAAAGGAAAGUGGGAUGAGUCCUCUCCAUUCUGCAGCUGCUGGGGGACAUGCCCAGUGUGUGGAGAUCCUGCUCAAAGCCGGCUAUGAUCCAAACUUCAUGCUGCACCCAAGGGUCCGCCGCAACUAUGAUGAUGACCGCAAGUCUGCCCUCUUUUUUGCUGUGUCCAACAAUGACCUCCAAUGCACCCGCUUACUGUUAGAGGCUGGGGCACUCGUGAACCAGGAUCCUAUCAACUGUCUACAGGUGGCUCUUAGACAGGGCAAUUAUGAACUGAUCAACACUUUGCUGAAGUAUGGGGCAAAUGUCAACUACUAUUCCCGUGUCAACACCACUCACUUCCCCUCAGCGCUGCAGUAUGCUUUAAAAGAUGAGGUCAUGCUGAGAAUGAUCCUGAACCAUGGUUAUGAUGUGAAGCGCUGCUUUGACUGUCCAUAUGGUGACAUUUCCCAUGAUUACACUGCUUGGACAACCUCAGUAAUCAAAGACAUGGUGUUCUGUGAGGUGAUAACAGUAUCCUGGCUGAAGCACUUAUCUGCCCAGGUAGUGCGCAUCAUGCUUGACUACACUGACCAAGUCUCCUUCUGCACCAAACUUAAGGACACCCUGCAGGAGCAGAAACAGUGGCCAGAAAUCUGCCAUAUUCAAAGAAAUGCACGAAGCCUGAAGCACCUGUGUCGCCUGCGGAUAAGGGAGCACCUCAAUCGCCUGCGCUUGAGAGCACCAGUUUUUAUCAGCUUCCUUCCUCUUCCUCCUAGGCUGAAAGAUUAUCUGCGCUACAAGGAGUUUGAUAUUUACAGCAGGGGCAGCAUGAUUAUCCCCUGA
This is a messenger RNA of Archocentrus centrarchus (flier cichlid), 1805 nucleotides long. It is a transcript of the gene asb14b, whose product is annotated as ankyrin repeat and SOCS box containing 14b. Gene Ontology annotation, cellular component: cytoplasm. Gene Ontology annotation, molecular function: protein binding. The transcript is spliced from 10 exons. The record is from RefSeq and is a predicted model, not a curated record. The coding region runs from base 57 to 1805 and encodes 582 amino acids. NCBI's taxonomy places the organism in Eukaryota, Metazoa, Chordata, Actinopteri, Cichliformes, Cichlidae. Gene Ontology annotation, biological process: intracellular signal transduction.